AGCAGUCUUGGAAUGCGUUUUGUGCAGGGACACUGCAAACACCGCUACACGCGACUGCCGCCGUGAGCCCUGGCAAUAUCGUUCUACACGGAUAUGAAGUUGCCGAGUCAUGCUGAUGUCGAAAUCAUGCAGGGAACGUCGGGUGAAAUGCCUGAAGCAGGAGACAGCGCAUAGUCUCGGCGUAGAGGGAGCGCUCGGACGGAGCAGGCCACGGCAAUUACCGGCUAUCUAAGCAGGGACUUUGAACUUAGAGCGACAGGACGCCGGGAAUCGGACGUGAAUAUAACGGCACCCUGCUGUAUCAGCGCCGAUCUCGCCGCGCAGAAAGACGGCGUGGGAACCCCGUCUGCAUGUUUUUCACGUUGACAGCUGCGUUGGCUUAAGCCGGGGGAAAGUCGUUCACGACGCACGAGCGCGUUUGACAAACAUACUUGCUGGGCGAAAUAUUGGUGUCCGGAUCGCGAUCUCGUUUCAGGUUGAUGGUCCUCCAUUCGGAUCUGCAGACGUCUUGUCCUGUGGCUGGAGGUCAGUUUUCAUAACCUGUGACUCUCACCACAUGUGAGGAGGUACCACAGAGGAUGCUGGGAAGAGCCCCCGGUCUGAUGGAAGUCUUUUAAAAAAGACUCUGCUGAUGUGCCUCGCUGCAAUAAAGUCGGGUUUUCUUGAGUAUAAAAACCCACCAGCUUUAUCAUUGGUCUAGGGAAGAAUCUUCAGGCUUUUCUGCUCCAAGUACAGGGGGUCACUGGGUCUGGAGCCCCUUCACCCAUGUGCCACCUUUUGUCCUUGUCCUAUGGUUUCUCCGUUUGGUCCGGCAGAUGUGUGCAAAAUGUGCGCUGGGCUCUCAGGUGUGAACUGAGCUGGUCUUCUGAAGCGGGGUGAGGUACACAACCUGCUCGGACCUCAUCUCCAAAGAACACCCCCCAAUCAAAUCCCGCCACAGUGAUCAGGGCUUAAACAAGCGGCCUACUUCCUAGCCCGCCCUGACCUGCCUCAGAGCCAAACCGAUUUCUCUGUGUCAGCUUCCUACUCCUUCUUAUCUAACCACACUGAGGACUGUGGAGGUACAAAGGGGAGGAUGAUAUGUAUGAGGAAGAAGAAGCCCACCAAGGACAAGGACUUCUCGGCCAUCGCCGUCCCGUCCAUGAGGGGCGAAGGCUACCUGGACUACAGAGUGGAGAGCCACCCCUCGCAGGCCCUGCAGAUCAUGGAGGAGCUCCGACACCACGGCCUGCUGUGCGACCUGGUCUUGCACGUCACCUACAAAGGCUCCUGCGUGGACUUCAAGGUCCACAAGGUGGUCCUGGCCUCAUGCAGCCCCUACUUCAAGGCCAUGUUCACCAAUGACUUCAGGGAGUCGCAUGCCUCUGAGGUGACCCUGCCGGACGUGUGCCCCCAAGUGGUGGGCCGGCUGAUCGACUUCGCCUACACGUCGCGCGUGACGGUGGGGAAGGCCUGCGUGCUGCACCUGCUACUGGCCGCCAUGCGCUACCAGAUGGCGGACGUGGAGCGGGCCUGCUGCGACUUCCUGGCCAAGAACCUGGAGCCUGCCAACGUCAUCGGCAUCGGCCGCUUCUCGGAGGAGAUCGGCUGCAGCGAGCUCCACCUGCUCAGCCGGCAGUACAUCAACACGCAUUUUAACGAGGUGACCAAAGAGGAGGAGUUUUUCAGUCUGUCACACUGUCAGCUCCUGAAUCUGAUCAGUCAGGACAGCCUGAAGGUGCUGUGUGAGUCGGAAGUCUACAAGGCCUGCAUCGCGUGGGUGCGCUGGGACGUGGAGGGCCGCGCUCAGUAUUUCCACGCCCUGCUGGACGCCGUGCACAUCUACGCGCUGCCGCCACGCUUCCUGAAGCACCAGCUGCAGUCCUGCCCCGUGCUUAGCAAGGCCGACUCCUGCCGCGACUUCCUGUCCCGGAUCUUCCAGGAGAUGGUGCUACGCAAGCCGCAGCCGCUGCCCCCAGUGCGGGGGCCCCAGCUCAUCUACGUGGUGGGCGGGUACCGGCAGCAGUCGCUGGGGUCCUUGGAGGCCCUGGACCCUCACUCCGGCUCCUGGCUGCAGCUGGCCGGCAUGAGCGCCCCCAGCAGCGGCCUGGGGGCCUGCGCGCUCUUCGGCCUGCUCUACGCCGUGGGCGGCCGCAACCUGCCGCAGCAGGAAGGCGCCGAGUUGGGCUCGCUCAGCUGCUACAACCCCAUGACCAAUCAGUGGACGGAGCACAGCCCCAUGCAGACCCCCCGUAACCGCGUGGGCGUGGCGGUCAUCGACGGCAGCAUCUACGCCGUGGGGGGGGCCCAUGGCUCCACACACCACAACACUGUGGAGAAGUACGACCCCGAGACGAACCGCUGGGCGUUUGUGGCCCCGAUGUCGGUGGCGCGACUCGGGGCAGGCGUGGCGGCGUGCGGCGACGUGCUGUAUGUGGUCGGCGGCUUCGACGGCGAGAACCGCUGGAGGACGGCGGAACGCUACUACCCGGAGACCAACUUCUGGCAGCCCGUGGCGGCCAUGGCGACCGAGCGCAGUGGCCUUGGGCUGGUGUGCCUGGAUGACCACCUGUUCGCGGUGGGGGGGUACGACGGCAGGAUGCAGCUGCAGUCAGUGGAGCGCUACAGCAUCGCGCGGGAUGUGUGGCAACCCGCAGCUCCCAUGAUGCACUGCCGUAGCGCCCAUGGCGUCGCUGUGCACCAGGGCCGGAUCUAUGUGCUGGGUGGUUUCAACCAGGGAGGGUUCCUGUCCAGCGUUGAGUGCUACUGCCCAGAUCGCGACGAGUGGACAUACGUGACGGACAUGCCCACGGGGCGCAGCGGAAUGGGAGUGGCCGUUACCAUGGAGCCCUGCCCCGGCAACCUACCAGAAGAAGAGGAAGUGGUGGAUGGGUGACCAAAAAGAAAAACAUGUUCUCAGAUAAAGGACUAACCCUCCUGACCAGGGAAACGACUGAGCUCCUAUGAAGACACUCUGAUAAACAACACACUGGUGCUACGCCAUCAAGCUGCACUUGCUCAUUUCCUGCAGUCCAAAAGUUUAUUUUUGCAGAGUUUUUAAGACAUAAUAUAUAACCUCAAGGUAGUAACUUAUUUUUAUUUACAAAAUAUCAACAAGUCAAUAAUAGUUGUUUGAUGUCCUCAAAACCAUUUGCAGUGAAAAUCCGACGGCUGUCCAGUGGAUACACCUGAACUUUGGGGGUGACAAUUACUGCAGUUAUGGACACAGCACACUUACUAUGUUUAUUUGUAUAUUUACUCUGGGGGGGAAAAGAAAAACUGAAGUAAAAAUUUCUCAAGUCGUGGAAAUUAAUUCAGACUUGUUUUAAAUGCUGGAUACCUUUGUAAAGACACAGGAAAGUCUUGGUAAGCUUCUUUUAACUGAUUUACCCGCAGAGCCUGAUGCUUUAUUUUUAUUUUUAUUUACCUAUUUAUGAUUUUUUUUAUUGCAGAAAUUCACAUUAAGUACCUUGCUCAAGGGUACUACAUCAGAACAACUCCUAUGGUCUUAACUAAACUGCAGGUCUGGUGUCCGUAACCAUCAUGCCAUGGAAUAAGCCCCCCCCCCCCGAUUUUCAGUUCGUUGCCUUAGAAUUUGAAGUGAAAGUCAUUGUCCUCUGCAUUUAACCCAUAUGUGACGUAGGAGUGGGCAGCUAUUAUGUAGGAGCUGGGGAGUAGUACCUUGCUGGUCAGGGAUUUGAACCAACAACCUUUCAAGCACAAGCACAUGACUUUAACCAUUACGCAACCAUUCCACCUUACAGGGCUGACUACAAUGUUGCGCACUUUGUAUGUACAAUCCAUCAAGACAGCUGCUUGCUUUACACACUGCACAUCACGCACCCAAGAACCCGUAACUAUGAAAAAGCACUCCAUUUUGUCUUGUGCAAUCGCUUAAAUUCUUUAUGAGACUAAAACAUUCAAUGGUGCGCUGAUUACAAUUACAACCAUGUUUUUUGCCAUGGUGUGUGAACGCGAGGUGGAUAUUUAGAGUAGCAUGAUGGCUCAGUGGGUUUAAUGUUUUGCCUUGUACCUAUGGAGCUGAGGGUUUGAAUCCCGUCUCUCUCUUGAGUGGGGAGUUUUCAUUUUCUCCUGGUGCAUUCCAGCUUCCUUGAGUUUCCUCCUGAAGGGGAAUUGGUGUCUCUAUAUUGCCUGUAGUGUCUGGGUGUGUGAAUUUCUUUGCGUCAGGAAGGACUGGCAUCCUGUCUCCCCCGUGCUGAGUAGGAUAAGUUCUAGCUUGGAUGGAUAAACAUUUAAUUAUUUUAGCUGCGUGUUUGUUUGCCACCACUAGAUGGUGCUCGAUUGCUAUAAUUUCUUUAGACGCACCCUUGCCGAAAUUCAUAAUGAAGAGGUUCAGCUAAUUAAGAUAAUUUCAUUCACCAUUGCAAUGCCUCUUGUUUCAACGGUGAUAGUAUAUCAGUGUUUUGAUAACCAUUUCAGCACCUUCACAAGGGAUUGUUUUUCAUGCCUGACGACAUCUGAUCCCCUUGUCUAAUUUUGAUAGUGUGCCAAGUUAGUCAUUGUUUUCCUCUGUAGUAACAUGUUUCCCCCCCCCCCCCCACUAGUACUAAGUUACUCUCAGCAGUUGAUAACUCUCUGCCUCCAUUUUUAAAAUAGGCAAUGAGUAGCACUUUUGGUUUGGUGAUGUCAGGCAGUCUGGCUGAGGCACCAGUUAAUCCACCCCCUGGUGAAUCUUGUGUGUCCCCCGGAGAAAUUUCUGGAUAUGGAGUGAUCGGUCACGCCCUCCAUGUGACUCUAAACAAGCAAGCUGCGAACUCCAGCGCCUGGUGCAGCAGAAAGGUGUUCUGUGAUAUUUCUACAAAUCAUUCUUCGGAAGGAUCACCACGAGUACGACGCUCAGACGUGCUCCUUAAUAAUCCGCAAAAGUAACAGCAGUAUGUUUUCCUAAUUCUUGUACUUGCAAAUAUCCUUGAAAAGAUCCCUAGAUUCUCCUAAAUAAAUGUAUUCAGCUAUAGAAUCGA
Messenger RNA from Paramormyrops kingsleyae, 4961 nucleotides. It is a transcript of the gene keap1a, whose product is annotated as kelch-like ECH-associated protein 1a. Gene Ontology annotation, molecular function: protein binding. The record is from RefSeq and is a predicted model, not a curated record. Lineage: Eukaryota; Metazoa; Chordata; Actinopteri; Osteoglossiformes; Mormyridae.